Caenorhabditis bovis is the source of this 1539-nucleotide messenger RNA. NCBI's taxonomy places the organism in Eukaryota, Metazoa, Nematoda, Chromadorea, Rhabditida, Rhabditidae. The record is from the annotation of a GenBank genome assembly.
AUGGGGCUGAUAUCAGCGACGCUCAUUGUUCUCACCAUCACUUGGGUGUUUCAUUUCGUUUUUCGAAAAGCCAAAUUCAUUUACAACAAAUUGACAGUGUUCCAAGGACCAGCAGCGCUUCCGCUUGUUGGUAACUUCCACCAAUUUCAUUUCUCAUCUGAAGAGUUUUUCGAGCAAGCGCAAGGCAUCUCCUAUAUGCUUCGAAACGGCGACGAGCGAAUAACUCGAAUUUGGCUCGGCGGUCUUCCAUUCGUACUGAUCUAUGGACCAGAGGAGGUUGAAGCUGUGUUGGGAAGCUCGAAAAUGUUGAACAAACCGUUUUUGUACGGAUUCUUAGGAGCGUGGAUUGGAGAAGGACUCCUUACAGCAAAGCCAGAUAAGUGGCGACCAAGACGAAAAUUGCUGACCCCCACAUUUCAUUAUGACAUUUUAAAGGAUUUUGUUGAGGUGUAUAAUCGACACGGAAAAACGCUGCUUUCGAAGUUUGAAGCUCUUGCCGAGACGAAGGAAUAUCAUAACAUAUUUCAUACCAUCACCUUAUGCACAUUAGACGUUAUAUGCGAAGCAGCUCUUGGCACGUCGAUCAAUGCCCAGAAAGACAUACAUUCACCAUAUUUGGAUGCCGUGUUCAAAAUGAAAGAUUUGGUGUUUCAAAGAAUGCUGAGUCCUCAUUUCUUUUCGGACACAAUAUUCCAUUAUUUCGGACCCGGAAAAGAGCAUGAUGAAUGUGUGAGAGUGCUUCACGAUUUUACAAAAAAGGCAAUAUAUGCGCGAAAAGCAAAAGUUGACGCGGCUGGAGGUGUUGAAGAACUAUUGGCCCAGGAGACCGCAGAAGGACGACGACGAAUGGCGUUCCUCGAUUUGAUGUUGGAUAUGCACGCGAAAGGCGAAUUACCAAUGGAAGGAAUAUGUGAAGAAGUUGACACAUUCACAUUUGAAGGUCAUGAUACGACGUCGGCGGCAAUGAAUUGGUUUCUCCAUUUGAUGGGAGCAAAUCCCGAUAUUCAAUCAAAAGUUCAAAUGGAAAUCGAUCAGGUUCUCGGUGAAGCUGAUCGUCCGAUUUCCUAUGAAGAUAUUGGAAAACUUAAAUAUUUGGAAGCUUGCUUUAAAGAGACGUUGAGGCUCUAUCCGUCAGUCCCAUUGAUUGCUCGACAAUGUGUUGAAGACAUCUCAAUAAAAGGUAAAACACUGCCGAGCGGAACAGCUGUUGUUGUUGUUCCAUCAAUGAUCCACAAGGACCCGAGAUUUUGGGAAGAUCCAGAAGUGUUCAAUCCGGAAAGAUUUGUGUCUGGAGAUUUGAAGCAUCCUUACGCCUACAUUCCAUUCUCUGCUGGUAGUCGAAAUUGCAUAGGAAUGCGAUUUGCAAUGAUGGAAGAAAAAUGCAUUAUAGCGAUGCUGCUGAAGAAUUUAAAAGUCAAAUCCAAAUUGCGAACUGAUCAAAUGCGAGUAGCUGCAGAACUUAUUAUUCGACCCAUGUAUGGAAACGAGAUUAUGUUUGAAAAGCGCUCAUUUGGAGAUUACACACCCCUGAUGUCUUAG